AUGUUAGCUUUGAGCCACUACAACUCCUCAGCCCCCCUGCUUCUCCCUCAUGUGGCUAAUGACAGUGGAGGGAAGGUGGAGGUCAGGGCUGCUGUUGAAGGGCUGUCACAUCAUGAAAACCUCACCUUUGAGGAGCCUACCGCUGGUGGAGCCUUCAUUGUCAUAUUGUCCAUGACACUGGGCAUCAUCUCCAACAUUGUGGCCCUCUUCAUCCUGGUUAAUGCUUACUCCCUUCAGCGCCGGCGCUCCAAAGCUACAUUCCUUCUGUUUGCCACAUCACUGGUGAUUACAGACUCGAUUGGCCAUGUGAUUCCUGGUGCCCUGGUUCUCCGACUCUACCUCUCUGGAGCUGCAAGGCCUCAGUAUGUCAACUCCUCUGAUGGGAUGUGCCAGUUCCUCGGUGGCAGCAUGGUGUUCUUCGGACUAUGCCCUCUCUUCAUGGGCUGUGCCAUGGCUGCGGAGCGAUGCCUGGGUGUUACUAAACCACUGCUGCACUCAUCUUUGGUCACAAAAACACGUGCAAAAAUUUGUCUUUCCGUCAUCUGGCUGGCAGCCUUAAGUGUGGCCUUGCUACCCUGCUUUCAGCUGGGUUCCUACACCUAUCAAGAACCAGGGACCUGGUGUUUCAUCAAAGUGCUCAGUGACACUAAGGAGGUGGAUGUGGCAUUUGUAGUAUUGUUCUCUGGACUUGGGCUGACCUCGCUAGCUGUGGCACUGGUUUGUAACACCAUCAGUGGACUGACACUGGUCCUCGCCCGGCUCAGGAGGCAGCCCGGCUCCCAUCACUCAGCCAAGUCCCACGACAUAGAGAUGGUGGUGCAGCUCGUUGGAAUAAUGGUCACCUCAUGUAUCUGUUGGAGCCCUCUGCUGAUCUUUGGCCUGAUGUCCGCGAUUCACUCCUACACGGGAACCAUUGGACACAGCUUGUCAUACUAUGAAACCCUGAUGGUGAUGGGAGUGAGGCUGGCCACGUGGAACCAGAUCCUCGACCCCUGGGUCUACAUCCUGUUGCGCCGCACCGUGCUCCGCAAAAUCUACCUCAUCGCUAAGUGCCAGGCAGGCCUGAGGGGUACUAUUUUGGGCCGUUGGGAGCCGUCCUCUUUUCCCAGCUCAGAGAAGAAUGAUGUAGAUCAAGUCUGA
This is a messenger RNA of Pelmatolapia mariae (spotted tilapia), 1140 nucleotides long. RefSeq names its product prostaglandin E receptor 1a (subtype EP1) (gene ptger1a). The coding region runs from base 1 to 1140 and encodes 379 amino acids. NCBI's taxonomy places the organism in Eukaryota, Metazoa, Chordata, Actinopteri, Cichliformes, Cichlidae. Gene Ontology annotation, cellular component: plasma membrane. Gene Ontology annotation, biological process: positive regulation of cytosolic calcium ion concentration; adenylate cyclase-activating G protein-coupled receptor signaling pathway; inflammatory response. The record is from RefSeq and is a predicted model, not a curated record. Gene Ontology annotation, molecular function: prostaglandin E receptor activity; thromboxane receptor activity. The transcript has 2 exons.